Messenger RNA from Rhopilema esculentum, 1536 nucleotides. Its product is annotated as exosome complex component RRP41. Gene Ontology annotation, molecular function: RNA binding. NCBI's taxonomy places the organism in Eukaryota, Metazoa, Cnidaria, Scyphozoa, Rhizostomeae, Rhizostomatidae. Gene Ontology annotation, biological process: U4 snRNA 3'-end processing; nuclear mRNA surveillance; poly(A)-dependent snoRNA 3'-end processing. Gene Ontology annotation, cellular component: nucleolus; cytoplasmic exosome (RNase complex); nuclear exosome (RNase complex). The record is from RefSeq and is a predicted model, not a curated record.
ACAGACUUACCCAGAAAGAGGCUAUUAAAUUUUUCGACUUGCGAGGUAGAUACAUAAUGGCAAAGUGAAUCACAUGGACUAAAAGAAACAUAUGGGAAAGAAACAAACAUCCUAGCCGGAUACCUAAGGCGUGAUGUCGGGGUUGGAGCUUCUUUCAGCAGAAGGCCUUCGUCUUGAUGGAAGAAAACCAUUAGAGUUAAAGCAAAUAGUUUGUAAGGUUGGUAUUUUUAGCGAGGCUGAUGGAUCCGCAAGCAUAGAGCAUGGUAACACAAAGGCCAUUUGUAGUGUCUAUGGACCACAUGAGUGUGUCAAUCGCGCAAAAUCAGUUCACGACAAAGCAGUAGUUAAUUGCGAAUACAGUAUGGCCACGUUUAGUACAAACUACAGGCGAAGUAGACCCACUGGUGAUAGAAGAUCAACUGAAUUGACAAUUGCACUGGAAAAAGUUUUUGAAGCUGCAAUCAUGACGAGUAUAUACCCAAGAUCACAGAUUGAUAUCUUCGUACAGGUAUUACAGUCCGAUGGAGGCAAUUUAUCUGCGUGCAUUAACGCUGCCACAUUGGCAUUAAUCGAUGCGGGAAUUCCAAUGAAGGAUUUUGUCAGCGCCUGUACAGCAACGUAUGCCAACGAAACGGCACUAGUUGAUUUGAACCAACUUGAGGAGAUUUCCAAUGCGCCAACUUUGACACUUGCAAUGCAGCCUAAACUGAACACUGUCACCUUGUUUCAAAUGGACUCGAGGCUGCAUCUGGAUAAUCUUGAAAGCAUCUUAGAAGCCGCUAAGAAAGGCUGCAAGGACAUUUUCACUAUUCUUCAAAGAACGAUUAAAGAUACUUUAGUUCAUAAUACUGCAAAGUAGGGGCUUUAGCGAAUGAACGAUCUCUAGAUGAAACAGUUUUCUGUGAGGCAUAUUGUAACGCAAAAAAGUUGAAAAACGGUUGGAAUUGAACUGAUAAAGAGGACUUCUUGUUUGAUUAAGGGGGCACUUAUGAAAAAUGUCAAAGGAUUCUGUGUCUCUCAUGUUCUAAUCCCAAUGCCAAAGUAUUACAUAUUUAUAUCAAACAAUUUCGCUGGUUGGAUUGUAUUAAGUUGUCUUUUCAAUGACUAGUUUUUUGCCUAUUUUUAUAGUCUACUAUGUCCUACUUCUUGCAGCUAGAGUCCGUUUAUGCUUUAAUGGUUCACCUAAAUUUUUGGUACGAUGUAAGUUUGUUACAAUAAGAUGUUCACUCUUUUUUAUAACUGAUAAAAUGAGAAAUAUCCUUAUGCGACUUGUUUCUUGACUUGCGACUUGACUUCGUCCCUUUAUGCAACUUGUUUCUCAUGAAGACAACUUUUAUUUAAUAGUUACUUUCGCUGCUUUUCAUCUCUGUCUCUAGAGAAAUGGUAUUUUUCAUUUCUUUCUCUUGACAAUUGGCUUAAUACGUGCAAUGUUAGUUUCUUUUUCGCUUCCAUUUGAAAUUGAACAAUAAAGCCGCCACUACAAGAAGUUACCCUUAUCCAUAUUGUGCUUUUGAUGCUAUCUGUCCGUAGGUCUCA